AUGACACCCGCUGUCACCCGUCUACGUCUCGAGGGUUUGAAGGAAGCCUUCGACAAGUGCCAGGAGUUGGACGGCAAACUCGCCUACGUCGCUGAAGCUGAGACGAAACAAUCGCACGCGUACUUCAGUAAGGACCAAUUCUUGGUGUGUGAGGCCGCUUUCCACGAAGCUGCCGAGUACAUGGCUGAGGUACUCGCUAGCCACGCACCGCAUUCCGCUGCCGCACAUGAUGUAAGUGGAUCUUUUGAUUCGUUCCGGUCAACGUCGCAUCUACCGAGGAUCAACCUACCGACUUUCGAUGGGAGUUUCGACCAGUGGGAAAGUUUCCGCGACAAAUUUAAGUCUAUGAUCGUUAGCGAUCCUACCUUGGCAAACGUCGAUCGGAUGCACUAUCUUUGUUCAUGUGUAAAAGGGGAUGCCAGUCAUGCUCUUGACCAUCUCGCGGUUACGAAUCAUAAUUUCGACGUCGCGUGGAAAGUUCUUACCUCUCGGUACGAUAAUCAACGGUGUCUCAUUACAACACAUUUGUUAACGCUUUUAAAUUUACCGUCUCUUAACUCGGAAACCUCUGACGACCUUCGUAAACUUCGCGAUCAAACAAACCGAGCUAUACAAGCAAAUACUAUAGAUUAUAAUACAUCCAACUCUUGA
This is a messenger RNA of Vollenhovia emeryi, 651 nucleotides long. RefSeq lists its product as uncharacterized. The coding region runs from base 1 to 651 and encodes 216 amino acids. The record is from RefSeq and is a predicted model, not a curated record. The transcript has a single exon. NCBI's taxonomy places the organism in Eukaryota, Metazoa, Arthropoda, Insecta, Hymenoptera, Formicidae.